AUGAAGCGAUCAACCUCCUCCGUUAAUAAUAACCGAGAUGUUAAUUCAUCUCAGUCGAAACGUAUUCGAUCAAAUACACCAGUACGAUUAGAGGAGAAUUUAACUGAUCAUGUGAAUAAUGAUUCAAUGUCAUUUCAAAGUCAAAAGAAGGUCAUAAAGGUUAAAUCUCAAAAUUUACAAGAAAAAAUAUCUACUGAUGAGAUUAGUCAUGAUAAUAAUAAUUCGAUCAUCACUGCAUCAACACCAUCUGGAUCUAGUAUUUCUUUUUCUUCUUCAUUAUCAUCAAAAGGUUCAUCAUCAUCAUUAAAAAGUGAUAAUAAAAAAACUACUCGUAAGUUAAAUUCAUUUACGUAUUCACAAGAGAAAACUCCUCUUGCUACAAAUCAUGUUGCUAAUGCUUCUGUUCGUUCUGAAAACAACUCGUCGAAAAAGAUUUUGACUAAAGAUAGUAACAGAUCAGAUUCUUCAAAUAAAAAUUCAUUCGGUAAUUCUGGUCGAACAACAACAGAUUCAUAUUCACCUGCAAGAUCCGGAUCAGCUUCACCAUCUAAUAAAAUUCAAACAAAUAAAGCACAAAAUGCUUCACGUUCUUCAAUUACCAAUAAUUUGUUCACACCUAAUCAAUCAUCAUUAUCAUCAUUGAGUGAUUCAAAUUCUUCAAAUAGCACCAAUUUUUCUGUUUGUCCUUUAGUUGAAGGUUCUCUGGAAUAUAGAGAGCUAAAGCGCUUGUAUUUGGAAGAAAAAAAGGCAAAAGAAGAAUGGAAAAAGGAUUACAAAGUUUUGAAACAGCAACUAGCUCAUCUUCGAUCAACCACCAUUCCUCGACCAACAGCUGAAGUAGUUGAAUGGCUACAAGAGAUGCUUGAUUUAAUGAAUAAUAAAGCGAGUUUUCAAGGUGAUGGAAGAAGUUUAGAUAAAAUUAUUGAAGAUUUAAAACUGGAUGAAGUUAGUUUUAUUACAGUUGCUGCACGUACACCUCAAAAAUCAGCAUUAAAGCUUUUUCGUUUGCUUUAUCCUACAGUUAGUAGUCGAGCUAAUUGUGGGUCGAUUUCACGAGUACCUCGAGCACAACUAGAUAAUAUUUAUAUGUGUGUUCGUCAUAUUCAUAAAAACUUGAGUUUUAGUAAAACUGAAAUGAGAAAAGCAAUUGGAACUUCAAUCAGAAGUGCUAAAUGUGCAUUGCGUCGAGCUGAACAUACUCGACAACAAUUAUAUGUAUUGCAAAAUGAUGAAAAUCUUGAUCCGGAUGAGAAUGAUGAAAAUAAAAAUGCUACAAGUGAUAUGAAAACAAUUUUGGAUACAACUAAUGAUAUUACAGAUGAUGAUGAAGAGAAAAAAGAUGAAGGUCAUAAUGAAGAUGAUGAUGAAUAUGAAAAUAAAGAUGAAGGUGAAGAUGAAGAUGAAGAUGAAUAUGAAGAUGAAUAUUUUGAUAAAGUAAACAAUCUUAUGAUUGACGAAGCACUUGAUGAAGACGAUGAAGAUGAUGAUUGA
This is a messenger RNA of Rotaria sp. Silwood2, 1491 nucleotides long. The record is from the annotation of a GenBank genome assembly. NCBI's taxonomy places the organism in Eukaryota, Metazoa, Rotifera, Eurotatoria, Philodinida, Philodinidae.